AUGGAUCUCUGCAACCUCACAAAACAUGAGGAGAACGACAAAGACAAGUGUGAGAACCAUCAUGAGAAGUUGAGUGUGUUCUGCUGGACUUGUAAGAAGUGCAUCUGUCACCAGUGCGCUCUAUGGGGAGGCAUGCACGGAGGUCAUACGUUCAAACCCCUGGCCGAGAUCUAUGAGCAGCAUGUGACAAAGGUGAACGAGGAGGUGGCCAAGCUGCGGCGCCGGCUAAUGGAGCUGAUUAGUCUGGUUCAAGAAGUGGAGAAGAAUGUUGAGGCGGUGCGAGGGGCAAAGGAUGAGAGGGUGAGGGAAAUCCGAAAUGCUGUGGAAAUGAUGAUUGCUCGGCUCGAUAAUCAGCUCAAGAACAAACUCAUCACACUCAUGGGACAGAAGACCUCUCUGACACAGGAGACAGAACUGCUGGAGUCUCUGCUGCAGGAAGUGGAACAUCAGCUGCGUUCGUGCAGUAAGAGUGAGCUGAUCUCUAAGAGUCCAGAGAUCCUGCUCAUGUUCCAGCAGGUUCACAGGAAGCCAAUGCAGUCUUUUGUCACCACUCCUGUCCCACCAGACUUCACCAGUGAGCUGGUCCCUGCCUAUGACUCGAGCACUUUUGUUUUGGCAAACUUCAGUACUCUGCGGCAGAGAGCAGACCCCGUCUACAGCCCCCCGCUCCAGAUAUCAGGCCUGUGCUGGAGGUUGAAGGUUUAUCCGGAUGGCAAUGGCGUUGUUCGAGGAAACUAUCUCUCUGUUUUUCUAGAGUUGUCAGCUGGACUCCCAGAGACGUCCAAGUAUGAAUACAGGGUGGAGAUGGUCCAUCAGGCCUCCAGUGACCCCACCAAAAACAUCAUUCGAGAAUUUGCAUCAGACUUUGAGGUGGGCGAGUGCUGGGGGUAUAACAGGUUCUUCAGGUUGGACCUUCUCGCCAGUGAGGGCUACUUGAAUAUGCAGACUGACACUCUUGUGCUCAGGUAUCAAGUGCGAUCACCUACGUUUUUUCAGAAGUGUAGAGAUCAGUAUUGGUACAUAACUCAGCUGGAGUCAGCCCAGUCAAGCUACAUUCAACAGAUCAACAACCUAAAAGAGAGGCUAGCUAUAGAACUGUUCCGUCGGCAGAAGUCGAGGAGUUCCUCUCCAUUUGAUCGGCAUCUCUGCCCCACGACUUCCUCCGGGAGAGACUCCCGUCAAGGAAAGAGCUCCGUACUAGAGGAAGGGAGUCAGGCAGCCUCAGCAGAGACAAAAGAAGAUGAGGAUGAAGAGAAGACCCAGCAUGAUGACUCUAAUGAGUUGUCUGACGGGGAUCUGGAGGUGGACUGUCUAACUGGAGAUGAAGAUGUCAAUCCUCUGGACGGUAGUAGCACCUCUGGGAGCUCCACAGCCACUAGUAACACAGAGGAGAAUGAUAUUGACGAAGAGACCAUGUCUGGUGAGAAUGAUGUGGAGUACAGUGGGAAUCUAGACCUGGAGGAAGGUGAAUUACCCGAUGAUGUUGCCGGGGCAACAGGAGGUUCUGGUGCAGGUGCCCGGGGUUCAAGGCGUGGGGCAGGUGCAAGCUCAGCCAGCCUCCUGGAGAUCGACCCGGUCAUCCUCAUCCAACUACUGGACCUGAAGGACCGCAGCCAUGUGGAGUCACUGUGGGGGAUGCAGCCCCGUCCCCCUACCUCUCUCCUCCAGAGCCAAGCCGCUGCAGUGCCUUCUCGUAAAGAGCGUGAGCGUCGGCCUCAGGCGGUGCGUCGGUCGGCCCCAGACUCAGGGGUCCUGAUCAGACUGAAGGCUCAGAUGGCAGAAGUGCGCAGUAAGAUGUCAGACGUAAAAGGACAGCUGGAAGCACGCAGUGGAGCCGGUCGAAUCUCCUCUCAGGGAGCCUCAAACCACGAUCAGGGCCCCUCCAUGGACUCGGAGAUGGGGCCCAGUCGCAAACCCAGCGAACUGCUCUUCAAAGCGCCUGUCUCAUCACGACACUCUCGAAGUGGAGUGAAGAAGGCUGGUUCUCCUAAGCAGGAGAGCGUGGGAGCUCUGGGUGGACUGUCACUGCGCAGGGCUGUGGAUGCUGGGGAGAAAGAGCUGAGAGGAGCUGGACGAGACUCCCCUACUGAACCUGAGGGACCCUCCUCUUUGAAUGGCUCGCUGAAAGCACGCAGUGUGCAGAGUUCUCCUCCAUCGCUGGGAAGCAGCUCCUCUUCCUCUGAUAAGCCCUUUUGCUCCAAACAUGAGGAACUUCUGUAUGGAGCUUCAGCUUCAGACCUGUUCAGUGUCACAGGCCUCAGUGGAGCAGCUGCUCCUGCCACCAAACAGCGCAGGACUCCAGCCGUGGGGUCUGGCCUGCUGACAGACAGCUCUCUUAACUGUGACCAAGAGGGUGCCGGCGAGAUCCAUCAGUCACUGCUGUCACUGGCUGAACCAUCCUCUUCCUCCUCAUGCCCUGAUGAAGGUCUCCUCAGCCAGAAGCAGCCCCACCAUGUGCUGCCGAGCAUGAGCAGUGACAGCGAGCUGGACUGUGACACGGAGAAUGAGAAUGAGGAUGAAGUGGUGGCUCUGGAGGCUGGAGACUGUGCGUUUGACACCAGAUCUCUACCCUGCCCAGGCGAGCAGCUGAUCUCUGAUGAUCUGAGCUUUGUGACUGGAGAGACCACAGAGAGAUGAUCCGCCACAGUGUUACAAGUCACACGAACCUUCCUGUGUCGUCAGCCACUGAAUGUGCUCUUUACAUGUCUGUGCACUUUAUGUUCAGAACAGGACUAUAUGUUUCUGUG
Sinocyclocheilus rhinocerous is the source of this 2747-nucleotide messenger RNA. Its product is annotated as E3 ubiquitin-protein ligase TRIM37-like. Gene Ontology annotation, biological process: protein monoubiquitination; aggresome assembly; protein autoubiquitination. The record is from RefSeq and is a predicted model, not a curated record. The coding region runs from base 1 to 2637 and encodes 878 amino acids. Lineage: Eukaryota; Metazoa; Chordata; Actinopteri; Cypriniformes; Cyprinidae. Gene Ontology annotation, cellular component: peroxisomal membrane; ESC/E(Z) complex; aggresome. Gene Ontology annotation, molecular function: tumor necrosis factor receptor binding; ubiquitin protein ligase activity; ubiquitin protein ligase binding. The transcript has 22 exons.